AUGCCCUCUGAUACUUCUUCCAAUACGUCUUCUGAACCAGAAUUUUCUUACAGAAUCUCUGAUGGACUAUUUAUACGAAGGAAAUAUGAGGAAGGGAACUCUGGUUAUUUCUAUCUUAACUCUACUAUAGUGUCCUAUAAAGAUCAUUUAAAAUUUCUAACCGAAAAACAGCAGACUGAAUUUAAUGGCAAGAAUUUCUUGGAUUCAGAAAAAUUGUUCCAAGAGUACCCCAAUCAAACCUUUAUUCCGUGGUCGUGCGAAAAAUUAUUCAAAAAUCUUUUUGGAAAUACCAAUACUAUCUUUAUGGGAGGGCCUCAAAAUUUAAAAUAUGAUUAUUCACUACCCUCUGGAUAUGAACCAAUUUCUUCCGAAGAUAAUGCGAAUCAGCUCUCAAAGUACAGUAUUAUUCCUAUUCAGUACAAUAACGAACCUAAUAAAUAUUUGUACUACCAGUUAUCUGACCCAUUAGAAACUUUUAUGAACUUAAAAUAUAGUGCUGAAAGUCCAUCGGAAAUGAGGGGUUCAACAUGUUGUAACUCCCGUCGUGACAUAAUUUGGGAUAUUAAAAAGGACGACAGUCUUUCUAAAGAUGAAAUCUUGGAUAAAGCACCUCAUUGUUUCGAUGAUAUGAGAAAAAAAGCUGUAGUAAUACCAUCGAUGGAUUUAACUGUUGAACCUAGAGAUGCAAAAGCAUUUCCUCAAUCAGUGGAUAAAAGUGACAAGUUUGUCCCACCAUCUACAGAUGUAGGUAUCAUCAUGGCUUCGAACCUGCGCACACAGGUUAUGAACCGUGCAUAUGCUACCAAUAUAAUUCCCAUUAAACUAUCUGACACCCAAAACUACGAUAUUUGGUUUCAUUACUUUAUACGGGUAGUUGGUCGCACCAGUCCUAUUUGGAGAGAAUAUGUUGAGACUGGAGAUAUCAACUCUGUUAGGGUAGAAUAUGGAUUUACUGACGCUCAUAUCAAUUCGAUAAAGGAUGACUUAGAUUUUUAUCUUAUUUCGCUUAUUAUCAAUAGUGUUUCUAAAGAAAUUGGAAAAAAUAUUGAAACAAGCUUUUUUACUACUAAAACAGAUGGUCCAACCGGGCUUUUACUUUUACGUUACUUGAAAUGCAAAUAUGCUAGGAAAUGCCUUAGUUCAUACAUGCCAAUUUUUGAGCAAGUAAACUCCGCUGUGUCUAAACCUCCAGAUGAUAGGGUAUUAUGGGCGAAGAAAUUCAUUGAGACAGUUUAUAACUGUAAUGAAGAUCUUGACCUUAAAAAUGUUGUUGAGGACCCAGUUCUUAGAGCUGCUGUUAUUAAUCAUUACCAGAAAAUGCAGGAGUCUGCUGCGGCUCUAUUGCUUAUGGCCAUCACUCCAGAAUUGGAAGAGAAGUUUGGUGACUUCCACGGUUCAAGAAGUUCUGUUCCAUACCAUGAAGUAGAAAAAAUGGUAGAAAGACUGGAGAUUAGCAAAUCUUCUGAUUCAUCUACUAACACCGCUGCUUUUGUUGCUCAGAAGAAGAAAUUCUACAACAACAGCAAUAAUAAUAAUAAGAAGAAAACUGUUUGCAAAAUCUGCAAAGCUUCUCACAAUUUGGAAAAUUGUCCCGAAGUUCAAAAGUUGAUUAACAAGAACGAUUUUUCUAAAAGAAACUGUGCACUUAAUAAUAAUGGCUGA
Vanderwaltozyma polyspora DSM 70294 is the source of this 1662-nucleotide messenger RNA. Its product is annotated as Tkp5 protein. The transcript has a single exon. Lineage: Eukaryota; Fungi; Ascomycota; Saccharomycetes; Saccharomycetales; Saccharomycetaceae. The record is from RefSeq and is a predicted model, not a curated record. The coding region runs from base 1 to 1662 and encodes 553 amino acids.